Malassezia vespertilionis is the source of this 1623-nucleotide messenger RNA. RefSeq names its product isocitrate lyase (gene ICL1). The record is from RefSeq and is a predicted model, not a curated record. Bases 1 to 1623 code for a protein of 540 amino acids. The transcript has a single exon. Lineage: Eukaryota; Fungi; Basidiomycota; Malasseziomycetes; Malasseziales; Malasseziaceae. Gene Ontology annotation, molecular function: isocitrate lyase activity. Gene Ontology annotation, biological process: carboxylic acid metabolic process.
AUGUCGGCCCCCCAGAACGAGGACGCAGUUUUCCAAAACCAAGUUGAGCAAGUCAAGCGCUGGUGGCAAGAGCCGCGCUUUGCGGGUGUGCAGCGUCCGUACACGGCCGAGGCUGUCGUGAGCAAGCGCGGUACCGUCGGCGUCGACUAUUUGUCGAACCAGAUGGCCAAGAAGCUUUACGCGUUGCUUUCAAAACGCUUCGAAGAGCACUCCACUUCGCACACCUACGGUGCUCUUGACCCCGUGCAGAUUACGCAGAUGGCCAAGUACCUCGAGACCGUCUACGUCUCUGGCUGGCAGAGCAGCUCUACCGCGAGCUCGACCAACGAGCCCGGCCCUGAUUUGGCAGAUUACCCCUACAACACCGUCCCCAACAAGGUCGAGCAUCUCUUCAUGGCCCAGCUCUUCCACGACCGCAAGCAGCAAGAUGCCCGCCGCCGGAUGACGCCUGAGGAGCGCCAGCGCACUCCCUACGUCGACUACAUGCGCCCCAUUGUCGCUGAUGCCGACACAGGCCACGGCGGUCUCACUGCCACCAUGAAGCUUGCCAAGCUUUUCGUCGAGAAGGGUGCCGCCGGUAUUCACAUUGAGGACCAGGCGCCGGGCACGAAGAAGUGCGGCCACAUGGCUGGUAAGGUGCUGGUCCCUAUUCAAGAGCACAUCAACCGUCUGGUUGCCAUCCGUCUCCAGUUCGACAUUAUGGGCGUCGACAACCUUGUCGUUGCGCGUACUGACUCCGAGGCGGCGACCCUCAUUACCACCAACGUCGAUGACCGCGACCACCCCUUUAUUCUCGGUACUACGAACGCCACCCUCGAGCCGCUCGUCAGUGUCAUGAACGCUGCGGAGCGCGCCGGGAAGCAGGGCGAUGACCUGCAGGCCACCGAGGACGACUGGGUGUCCAAGGCGAACUUGUGCCUCUUUAGCGAUGCCGUGAUCGAGUUCAUGGCCAAGAAUGGCAAGUCGGAGCAGGUCCAGAAGGAGUUCAAGGCUGGCUCUGCGCGCAUGAACAACACCCAGGCACGCGAGCUCGCCGCUACCUACGGUGUCACAGAUGCUUCUGGCUUCUACUGGAACUGGGAUGCUCCCCGUACCCGCGAGGGCUACUACCAGUACCGUGGCGGCACGCAGUGCGCUGUGAACCGCGCCAAUGCGUUUGCUCCUUAUGCAGACCUUCUCUGGAUGGAGACCAAGUCGCCCAUCCUCGCACAGGCCAAGGAGUUUUCUGAGGGCGUGCAUGCAGUUCACCCCAAGCAGUGGCUCGCAUACAACCUCUCUCCCUCGUUCAACUGGGACGCUGCCAAGCUCAGCGAGCAGCAGAUGAAGAACUAUGUGUGGGACCUCGGCAAGCUUGGCUUUGUCUGGCAGUUUAUCACCCUCGGUGGUCUGCAUUCGACCGCUUACAUCUCGGACCUCUUCGCCAAAGGCUUUGCGGAGGAAGGUAUGAAGGCCUACGUUUCCAUUGUCCAGCGCCGCGAGCGCGACAUUGGCUGCGACGUUCUCACGCAUCAAAAGUGGAGUGGCGCAGACUUUAUUGACAACAUGCUCAAGACGGUCACUGGUGGCGUUUCCUCCACCGCUGCCAUGGGCAAGGGUGUGACGGAGUCGCAGUUUGGCAAGUAA